AAUGAAUCACAGCGUCACAAGCAAAAAAAAAAAAAGCAGCAUACCAGCUCCAUAAACAAUUGGCGUGCUGAUCAAUGUUUUCGUUUAUUUUGCUACGAUAAGUUAGUGUACCGUUGUGAAACUAGUUUAAUUUCAUUGCCAGGCUUACGAUGAAGCCGAUUCAAGUGUUGGAACUGCUGGUUGUGUUACUAUACGGUGUGUCCUACGUUACAGCACGAUCCAAUUACACUAUCCCAAAAAUUCUGCAAGGAUCAUGGUUUUCCUGGGAAACCGGAAGGCCUACGCUGACCGUCCUCGAUGAUCACAGCAUGUCAGACAGGGGCGAGCUUAUUAACAUGGAGCGCGUCGGAUCCAACUAUACGUUCAUUUUCCGAAGUCAAAAGUGCUACCACUGUGUGCACGCCUUCCCCAGGACGUUAAACAUUUUCGAAAAGUUCGAGACCGUAUGUGUAACCCUGGCACCGAAUGACGAACCAACCAUUGAGCGAGUAUGCCGUGGCUCGACCGAUCAGCAAUUGAUAACACUUUUUAACGAAAACUACGUUCCAGUGAAUUGCCGCUCGUCGCUCGAGGGUGUGUGGCAGUUUGCGUACCAAAAUCGAUUCCGCUUCACGGGUGAAUGUGACCAUCCGGAUGCCAGAAUACAUUCGUGCCAGCAGGCCGGAACCCAGUUCUUGAUAUCGAACGAAAAGUUUAACAUCACCUAUAAACAGUGCAUCGGCAUGGCGGAAACGUUCAACGGUGUGGUGGAGUACAGCUGUUUGGGUGAUUGGUUUAUCGGCAAGAAUCAUUACUUUGCCGUGGCGAAUACGAAGGAAUCUCGAAAGGACGAAAAGUAUCGUUGCUUUUUGAAGAAUCGUGACGACGAUCUGUACCUUGGCGUGUCGAUCACAGCGGAAUGUAAUACGCUGAAGACGGUCGAAAAGUCGCCAGAACGUUUGAGAAUAACACCGGUUAAGGCGGACGUUAUCGAACCGGGGUGCCGUUUCCCGCAAAACUUUACCGGCGAAUGGAUCAACACGGCCAACAUCGAUGGUGAUGUGAAGAUUAACGAAACGCACAUCGUAGAAACGUACAAACCGGAUCAAUCGCGUUAUCGCCGAACGAUCUACGUUUGCCGGGAGCAGCGAGAUACCCGCAUCAUGGCUGCCCGACUAACGGUGGACGGUUGUCAGACGGAUUAUGUGUGUUUCGACUUUGUCCCCAAGCAUCACAACGUGAUCCGUUAUCGACGGGGACUUGCCGUGAUUCAGGACGAUUUUUCGACCGUUUGCUCGUGGAAACAGUUCCCCAACAUGGAACAAUGGCGUUAUGAUUUGCUGCUUUCUGCCAAACCCGUACCGAUCCGUUGUCCCGUGGCAGGAAAGUUUAACUUUACGCAGAAAGGAGAAUCACCAUUUAAAACACGUAUUCUUGGCGGUGUAACGCUGAGUCCCCGGCCGGACAUACGCUGCAAGCAAAACAUAUCGGACUUUUCCGUGUGCGACGGUGAUCAGAAGGAAAUGACCAUCGAUGCGGACUACUGCCUUUCGGUGGACUAUCUUGGACGGCCGAUCGAUAUCUAUAGCGAUCCGGAUUAUCGUAUGAAGUGUAUCGGGUACUGGCAGGAGAAUCUUAAAUCUUACCUCAUCACCUACGACGAUCUGGAUCCGCUGUCCAAGUAUCGGUGCUGGGUGUACCAGCGGGCGGAUUUGAAUCGUGUGCUAAUGUCGCAGGCGGUGGGCGCUUUUUGCGACAUCAAUCAGGAUGUCACAUCGUGGAACUACACCGAAGGUGCUGUAGUCGCCAUCGACAUGACGGAGUACGAGCGUGAACGGGAUCAGUGUCCGAUGCACUUUGACGAUGGGGAAAAUCCUUGGCAGGAAACGGAAAAUUUCAUUACCGUCUUUCCGUGGGUCAUUUAUCGCUCGACGGCAGCACUCAGCAGUACGCUAUCAUCAUUUCUUAUCGCUUUAGCUGCGGUAUGUUUGAAGGUGUUCUUCUAAACUGUAACGUGAAUCUCUUUUCACUCGAAAUUAUUGAAACAUUUUUUCCGUCCAAAGGGUGCGUACUUGUGUACGUGCGCCAUGUGCCUUCAUUCCAUCCAUAAUUGUAAAUGUAGUACCACUUGAAAAUAAAAAUAAAUAAAAGGAAGGAUAGUGACGUUACUACCUCAUUUUUUAAA
Molecule: messenger RNA, 2164 nt
Organism: Anopheles maculipalpis
Lineage: Eukaryota; Metazoa; Arthropoda; Insecta; Diptera; Culicidae
Gene: udt
Exons: 3
Coding region: 150-1985 (611 amino acids)
Source: RefSeq, a predicted model, not a curated record